CGGCGGCUGCGGCGGCGCGUACUGCGAGGACGAGGUGAAUGCACGGCGGCCGCGGUGUGUGCCAGUGCUGGUGUGCGCGCUCGUCGCCCGUGGAAACCCGCCAAAACCCGCGGCCGCGAACAACCACCGCCACUACCACCAACGGCAGCACCACCAACAACAACAACAACAACAACGACCGCGACGAUAUCGACAUCGUCGCUCGGGAUCGGAGUAUCUCCUCGGGUGCCGGCAGCGACGACGACGACGGCGGCGACGGUGGUAGUAGCUACGAGAGGGAACCGAGCCUGAGCAGUGACAACAAUAAAAGCGUCAGUUGCGUCGCAAACAUCCGUCGUGUUACAAGUGGUGCAUCACUACGACGACGACGACGUUGUUGUUGUUGUCGUCGUCGUCAUCAUCAUCAUCGUCACUAUCAUCAGCAUCAUUAUCACCACCACCACCAUCACCACCACCACCAUUAUCAUUGUCGCGUGGUCGCAUCGACGACGUUGUCUCGACGUAUCAGUGCGUCGCGUCGAUUUCUUCGCGGUGUCGCCGGUUAGUUUGGCCUGGAGUCCGAGAGAAGAGGAACAGAGGACGAGAGGAAGUUCGUUCGUGUGACAAGGACGACGACAACGGCAGCAGUGGUGGCUACUGCCCGGCUCAUACGUCGCUGACGACGACGGCGGCGGCGGCGGCUGCGUUCUGUUAUUAUUUUGCCGCGGUGCUUUUGACCCUUCGUACCGGGCGAGUUCAUUGCGGCGCUGUCGCGGGGGUGUCAGCCGGUAGUAAUACAUCCACCGCGCUCUCUACCGUGUAUCAUCCUCCUCCUCCUCCACCUCCGUCCGUCCGUGCGUCCGUAGCAGCGCCGGCGUCGACAAAACGGCCGCCUCGUGAUCGAGAGGACACGAUAGCGGAGGAUCGGGGCGCGUCCUUAAGAAGGCCGCUCGUCGGUCUCGCGACCUCCGCGAGCGACCCCGCGAGGACAUCUCUUCGGCGACGGCGGCGUCGUCGUCGUCGUCGUCGUCGUCGUGAUCGUGGUCGUGGUCGCGGUCGUGACCGGGAGACGAUCGGCGAAAUCGCCGCGCGUGGACCACGUGAUACACAUCGGCGCGACAGUGACGGUCAGUCAGCAGUCGUCCGCGAGGAGCCGCGCGUCAUGCGGUGCACACACCACGUUCGCCGAUAAGCCGGCGCGCGUUCGUUCUUCCGUCGCGUCGUUAGUUGACCAUUCGUCUAGCCGGAGGGAAAAUUGAAGGGGAGUGUGCUCCGACGCCGAUACAAGUACGGAUACACCGCUCGCCGUUGGCUUCGGUGAAAUAUUCUCGCGGAGGAGACGGUGCGCGUGUGAGAAACAACAACGACGACGAGGAGAAAAGAGAGAGAGAGAGAGAGAGAGAGAGAGAGAGAGAGAGAGAGAGA
Messenger RNA from Odontomachus brunneus, 1404 nucleotides. Its product is annotated as homeobox protein OTX1-like. The record is from RefSeq and is a predicted model, not a curated record. Lineage: Eukaryota; Metazoa; Arthropoda; Insecta; Hymenoptera; Formicidae. The transcript has a single exon. Bases 39 to 545 code for a protein of 168 amino acids.